This is a messenger RNA of Colletotrichum abscissum, 858 nucleotides long. Its product is annotated as flavin-nucleotide-binding protein. The coding region runs from base 1 to 858 and encodes 285 amino acids. The transcript has 2 exons. Lineage: Eukaryota; Fungi; Ascomycota; Sordariomycetes; Glomerellales; Glomerellaceae. The record is from RefSeq and is a predicted model, not a curated record.
AUGCCUCGCACUGAACUUGAGUAUCCCAAAGAGCCAUAUGGCACCGUCAAACGCUACAGCCCGCGUGCAUCUUACGCCCUCCGCACAAUCCACACCAUGAUAAACACAAGCCCAAUCCUCCACGUCUCCUUCAACGACCCGCAAUCCCCCUUCCCCACGAUCCUCCCCAUGCUCGGCCAAAUGGGCUCCUUCUGCCGCCCCUCCGCCGACGAAGGCGACGUCCUGGACCUCUACCUCCACGGCUACGUCUCCUCCCGCCUCAUAAACAUCUCCCGUCAACCCUCUGACGCCUCUCCUACGUCCACCUCUACCUCUUCUACCUCGUCUACUCCGUCUUCUCCAGGCCUCCCCGUCUGCAUCGCAGCAUCCCACCUAGACGGCCUCGUCCUGGCCCUGACCCCCAACGCCCACAGCUACAACUACCGCUCCGCAGUCCUCUUCGGCCACGCGACCCUCGUCUCCGACCCCGCGGAGCGCCUCUACGCGAUGCAGCUCAUCACGGACGGCGUCGUCCCAGGUCGCUGGGAGGCGUCCCGCGUGCCGCCCAACAAGGGCGAGUUAUCCUCCACGAGCGUGCUCAAAGUACGCAUCGCGACGGGGAGUGCCAAGAUCCGCGAGGGUCCGCCGGGGGACGAUAGGGCUGAUAAAGAGGAUGCGGAGGUUACGGGGAGGGUGUGGACCGGGGUCGUGCCGGUCUAUCAGGUUCUUGGGGAGCCUGUGGCCGGGCCGUAUAAUGAGGUGGCGGAGGUGCCUGGGUAUUUGGGGGAGUAUGUGCGGGAGACGAAUGCGGUGACGAAGGAGGCUGCUUUUGAGGCUGCUAGGAAGGUUGUCGCGAAGAGCGGGGGUGAGGAUGAGUGA